GGGCCGCCGGAGCGGCGCUCUAGAGGGUUCGGUUCGGUCUGCUCUCCAUGGCUCGGCUGUACCGGGCCGGGCGGCGGGUGGGUGGCGGUGGCGCGGCCCUGCCCCGCUGAAGACCCCUCCGCCAUGGAGCCCGAGACGCUGGAGGCGCGAAUCAACAAAGCUACAAGCCCCCUGAACAAGGACCUGGACUGGGAAGGUAUCAAUGCUUUCUGUGAGCAGCUCAAUAAGGAGCUGGAGGGCCCUCCACUUGCUACCCGACUUCUUGCCCACAAGAUCCAGUCUCCACAGGAAUGGGAAGCUAUCCAGGCCCUCACGGUGCUGGAGUCCUGCAUGAAGAGCUGUGGCAAACGCUUCCACGAUGAGGUGGGCAAAUUCCGCUUCCUCAAUGAGCUCAUCAAAGUGGUGUCACCCAAGUAUCUUGGCAGCCGGACAUCAGAAAAAGUGAAGUCGAAGAUCCUGGAGCUGAUGUACAGCUGGACAUUAGGGCUGCCUCACGAGGUGAAGAUCUCCGAGGCCUACCAGAUGCUGAAGAAACAAGGGAUUGUGAAAUGUGACCCAAAACUGCCUGAAGAUGCUCCAUUUCCAGCACCACCUCCCCCUCGGCCCAAGAACAUCAUCUUUGAUGAUGAAGAGAAAUCCAAGAUCCUGGCUCGUCUCCUGAAAAGUUCCCAUCCUGAGGACCUCCGGGCUGCCAACAAGCUCAUCAAGGAGAUGGUUCAGGAGGACCAGAAGCGAAUGGAGAAGAUCUCCAAGAGGGUGAAUGCAAUAGAAGAGGUGAACAACAAUGUGAAGCUGCUGACAGAGAUGGUGACAAAUUACAGCAAGGGGGAGACCAUGGAGAGCAAUGAGGACCUAAUGAAGGAGCUCUAUCAGCGCUGCGAGCGCAUGAGGCCCAUGCUCUUCCGGCUCGCCAGCGACACAGAAGACAAUGAUGAAGCCCUGGCGGAGAUCCUGCAAGCCAAUGACAAUCUGACACAGGUGAUCAAUCUCUACAAGCAGCUUGUACAGGGAGAAGAAAUCAAUGGGGAGACUGUGGCCGGUCCACUUCGAGGCAGCACCUCAGCACUCCUGGAUUUGUCAGGCCUGGAUCUCCCAGCAACAGGCCCUUCCUACCCAGCCUUGCCCACCCUUUCAGGUGGCUCAGCAGUCCCCAUGCCUGACCAGGCUGGCUCUGUCUCCUUGCUGGAUGAUGAACUCAUGUCUUUAGGCCUGAAUGACCCAGCACCACAUCCUGCCCAGGCUGGUGACAGCAGUGGCUGGAACAGCUUCCAGUCAUCGGAUAGCAAUGAGCUCAGUAUCGCCCCUAUGACAGCAACACCGACAGUCAAAGCAGAUGCUGGCUCAUCCUCCCCCAAACCUCCUCACACCAGUGGCCUGGAUGACCUGGACCUCCUGGGCAAGACUCUGCUGCAGCAGUCUUUGCCUCCAGAGUCUCAACAAGUGCGAUGGGAGAAGCAACAGCCACCUCCCCGGCUCACCCUGAGGGAUCUCCAGAACAGGAGCAGCUCUACAGGCGCCACAGCCCACAAUCCUAGUGCUCUGCCUAUGCUCCAGAGUGUUUCCCCUAACCCCACACUGCCCCUGACCUCAGAGCCACCUGCCCCUGCUACACUUCCAAAAGCUGCCACCUCACCCCCAGGAAAUGCUGCAGUCCCACCACAGCCUCCUGCCACCAUGCUGCCCCAGGAGAUCUCUCUGGCCAACAUCACUGUGCCUCUGGAGUCAAUCAAACCCAGCAGCAUCCUCCCUGUGACUGUGUAUGACCAGCACGGCUUCCGUGUCCUCUUCCACUUUGCUAAGGAUGCCCUGCCCGAGAGGCCCGACGUGCUUGUGGUGGUGAUUUCCAUGCUCAGCACGGCCCCGCAGCCCAUCCGAAACAUUGUAUUUCAGUCUGCUGUCCCCAAGGUGAUGAAGGUGAAGCUCCAGCCUCCCUCAGGCACAGAGCUGCCGGCGUUCAACCCCAUUAUCCACCCUAGUGCCAUCACACAAGUCCUGCUGCUUGCUAACCCACAGAAGGAGAAAGUGAGGCUACGGUACAAGCUGACCUUCACCAUGGGAGAGCAAACCUACAAUGAAAUGGGGGAUGUGGAUCAGUUCCCCCCACCGGAAUCCUGGGGAAACCUCUAGGGCCCCACGUUGCAGACACUACACUGCAGAGUCCUUGGGAAGCCAGCCCUGCAGGGCUGGAGCAACCCGAGGAGAUGGGGAGGGUGGGUGGGGGCUGCUGCUCACGGUCUAUUCUCCAGACGGCCAGGCGAGGGCCAGAGGGAGCGUGCCUGAAGUAGGAGAGCAGAGAUGCCAGGAGAUGUUCAUCCCACAAAACUAGGAGUGGAGUGGAAAUCUUCGUGCAGGUCAACAGUUGCCUUCCCUGCUCUUCCAAAGGCAUCGCUCCCUCUCUAGUCUGUCCAGCCUCUAGCCCUGCUUUCUCCCAAGGGGCGGUGGGGAACAGGGAUGGGGAGCUUAGCAGCCUCAGCCUGAGGCAAGGCCUAGCAAAGGAAGAUCCUUUUCCUUGUCUACCCAUCCAUGCUUCCCAGCCCUUCAGCUGCUUCAUGCUCUGUGGUGCUUCCUCUUGCCCCCCUUUGCCCCCUCCUUGGAGCUGCGCCCCAAGUGGUUCCCUGUCUGAUGGGAUCACACUGGAGCUGGUGUGGAAGAAGUCUGGACAGAGACAGGGUGUCCCUCCAGCUCCAGAGAGCAGGUAGCUUUGUUUCUGGGGUGUCGGGGAGGAAGUGAUCUUCCCGUAUCCCCCUCCUUCCAGCUGCUUACAGAGCUGUUGGGGGGGGUUUGGGAGCCUGGGGGCUGGGAAGAGUUUGCUCUGUGCCUUCCUAUCCCCUUCAGCGGGAGCUCCUGGGCACUUAGCCCACACAGCGAGGAAUCCCACACUCUUCCCUACAUGUACUCAUCUACCACAGCAAGCCUUGGGGACUGCUGCUGGACUUCGUCUCACAUGGCAGUCCUGAAAGGGGGUACUGAGGGGACCAAGUCUCCCCACAGCCUCCUGCCCAACAGGGAGAGGAAGCAGGACAUGGCCUUCCUCCCCCUGGCUGGGCUGGAGAGUGUGGUGUGUGAGGGGUUUUCUGAGCUCUUCAGUGCCACCUUGCUGUAGGGUAGGUAGGUAAUGAGCUGGGAGUCGAGGGGGAGAGACUGGAGCCCAACCUGUCACCAGAGGGCACCAGUAAGCUCUCUUACUGGGAGCCCAGCUCUGCACUGGGGGGGACCUGGGGAUGGGGAGGGGGGGGUACAGCUGUGCCUUGUGCACCUUUGCCUGCAGCCGUGGGCAGGCCUGGCUCCCUGCAGCGGGGAGGGGGCUUCCCCCAGUCACCCGAUCACUGUGACACAAGAGCAGGGAUCUGCAGGCACGGAAGAGACCAGAGGUUGGCACAUCCCAGGCGAUCCCCGUCCCCAUGGGACUUGUGACCACAAGAGCCCCUUCCCAUCCCUGCGUGGUCUUAAAAGCCAGGGGCAAGCUGUUGCCCUACGUUUGCUUGCCAGAGGUAGAAGGAGGUGUGUGUGUGUGUGUGUGUGUGUGUGAGAUGGAGGAGAGUGGGGGUGCCUCAGGCUUUGGGAUGGGGCAGUGAAGGUUGAGGUGUCUUGGAGACGGGGGCAGCAAGUGAUAGAGGAGAGGGGGAAGCUGGGUUUCUGCUGCGUUUUACUUCCCUUUCUGGUCUCUUUUCUGGGUUUUGUAUGGGGGUUUUUCUUUGCAGAUCUUGUUUGGUUCUUGAACAGACUUGUAUAUAUUUUCAGUGCAAAAUUCUGUAAAUGGAAGAAAACAAACAAAAAGAUUUAAAACAAAACGCCCGGCGCGAAGAAUCUGCUGUAUUUAUGGGAAAUAAAAGAGUUCUUUCCUGAUCCUGUC
Messenger RNA from Calypte anna (Anna's hummingbird), 3853 nucleotides. RefSeq names its product golgi associated, gamma adaptin ear containing, ARF binding protein 1 (gene GGA1). Lineage: Eukaryota; Metazoa; Chordata; Aves; Apodiformes; Trochilidae. The coding region runs from base 124 to 2127 and encodes 667 amino acids. Gene Ontology annotation, cellular component: trans-Golgi network. The record is from RefSeq and is a predicted model, not a curated record. Gene Ontology annotation, biological process: intracellular protein transport; vesicle-mediated transport. The transcript is spliced from 17 exons. Gene Ontology annotation, molecular function: ubiquitin binding; phosphatidylinositol binding; small GTPase binding.